GUCUCGGAGAAUGACCGGCUGUCGAGUGGCUGCUGCUGGACUGCUGCUCUUUCUGGUAGCUUUUGUUUCGGCCCAUACCGAGAUUCGUCCUAAAACUGAUCCACUCUGCAUUGCCGCAAAAUGUCAAGAAUCUGAAGUAUGUGUGGUGAAAAAUGGCGAGCCACAAUGUAUUUCAAAGCAAAAAUUGAUAAAACUGGCUAGAAAGCAUGGUCUAUACCACGGAAAACAUCAUCCAGUUAUGCCUCACAUUAAGCAUGAGAAGCAUGAAGAACACGCUCAGCACGAUCGUCUCGGGCAGCACAGAUGCACUCAUGAGGAGUUGAUCUCGAUGGGUGGACGUCUGCUACAGUGGUACGCGUAG
Molecule: messenger RNA, 361 nt
Organism: Cylicocyclus nassatus
Lineage: Eukaryota; Metazoa; Nematoda; Chromadorea; Rhabditida; Strongylidae
Source: the annotation of a GenBank genome assembly